This is a messenger RNA of Panthera uncia (snow leopard), 1600 nucleotides long. RefSeq names its product microtubule associated protein 1 light chain 3 gamma (gene MAP1LC3C). Bases 243 to 668 code for a protein of 141 amino acids. Lineage: Eukaryota; Metazoa; Chordata; Mammalia; Carnivora; Felidae. The transcript is spliced from 4 exons. Gene Ontology annotation, biological process: autophagosome assembly; cellular response to nitrogen starvation; macroautophagy. Gene Ontology annotation, cellular component: autophagosome; autophagosome membrane; cytosol. Gene Ontology annotation, molecular function: ubiquitin protein ligase binding. The record is from RefSeq and is a predicted model, not a curated record.
GUGGCCUUCUCAGACCAGCAAGCAGGUGGCUGUUACAGGUCCUUCCUCAGGACUGACCUCCUCCUGCCCAGGGAGGGGGUGGGAAAGGCGGGUUGGAGACGCCUGAUGUCACACAGCCCUACAUAAGGGCCUCCUUUAGACUCCUGCGGGUGGUUUGGAAGCAGCUGGAGGAAUGAAUUAGGUCCUGGUUGUGGGUUUUGUUUUUUUUUUUAAGUCAGACACAGACACAGCUGUUGAGCAAAAUGCAGACUCCACAGAAAACCCAAAGCCUCAGACCCUUCAAGCAGAGGAAGAGUUUAGCAACCAGACAAGAGGAAGUUGCUGGAAUCCGGGCAAAGUUCCCAAACAAGAUCCCGGUGAUAGUGGAGCGCUAUCCCAGGGAAAAGUUCCUGCCUCCGCUGGACAAGACCAAGUUCCUGGUCCCUCAAGAGCUGACCAUGACCCAGUUCCUCAGCAUCAUCCGGAGCCGCCUGGUCCUGGGGGCUUCUGAAGCCUUUUACUUGCUGGUGAACAAUAAGAGCCUGGUCAGCAUGAGUGUGACCAUGGCAGAGGUCUACAGGGACUACCAGGAUGAGGACGGGUUCGUGUAUGUGACCUACGCCUCCCAGGAGAUGUUCGGCUGCCUGGGCUCCGGGAAGACCCUGCCGUCCUCUGCAGAGCAUGUCUAGAACCUGUUCUCAAACCUGCGGAGACAUGGACCAGCCCCAGUGUGUGCGGCAGGCAGUGAUCAGCACCAGCCAUCAUAGGGACACCUGGCCACCCCUGUCUCCUUUGUGAGGCUCCAGGCUCCCAUGUGCUCCAUGUAAGAUGGCAUGCUGGCUCUUGGGAAUCGUGUAAAUAGUAAGUCCUUUCUAAGUAGAUCUUUAUGGUUCUCUGACGAUGAACCGGAGAAGGAUCUAAGUGUCUUGUGUGGUGGAGGCCGGCAGGCUCUUGGGGAGUCUGGUGUCACCCUGUGUGGGCAGGAGUCCUGUGUGCACUCGGUCAUUGGGAACUUCGGCCUGAGGACGGGUCUCAGGGGAACCCCCGCGUUCUUCAAGGGGCAGGGGUCCUUAUCUGUGUCAUUCCAGAGACGAUUGUUGUAUUUUCACAGCCUUUACUCCACCUUCUUUUCUCUCAGAUUCUGUUUUAUCUGUUUAUACCAUAUGGAUUUAUGCCAAAGAUACAACUGAUCAAUAUAGAGUCACUUAACUCGUACAUGUUUGCUCUGUGCCAGCUAUGUAAGCAGGUCACGUGUCUUAGUGUUUCAUCACAACUCUCUCUGGUUAAUUAUUGUUAUCACCAUUUCACAAUGAGGAAACUGAGGCCCAGAGAGAUAAAAAAUGUUUUCCAAAUUCACACAACACAAUCUGCUGGGACUCGAGCCCAGAGAGUCUGGCUUUGGAAGCCACACUCCUAGCCCUCUGCGAGGCCCUCCAUCUGAUGAGGUUACUCUGCGAGUUCAGACUGGCUGCUUGAGCCACAGAGCCCACUUUCAUCAACUUAGCCCACCAGGGAGACUUGCAACCUGGGGAGUGUAGCAGAGCUCGGAACUCAUGGAACGAGUGACAGCGGGUGUUUGGUUUAGCAGCUGCAGCACCAAGUAUGAGCACUCCAACUGUGC